This is a messenger RNA of Trifolium pratense (red clover), 1836 nucleotides long. Its product is annotated as PKS-NRPS hybrid synthetase cheA-like. Gene Ontology annotation, molecular function: DNA-binding transcription factor activity, RNA polymerase II-specific. The coding region runs from base 1 to 1836 and encodes 611 amino acids. The record is from RefSeq and is a predicted model, not a curated record. The transcript has 3 exons. Lineage: Eukaryota; Viridiplantae; Streptophyta; Magnoliopsida; Fabales; Fabaceae.
AUGGCUUAUCUCGGCGAUACAAGUCAAAUAUUGGUAGAUACUACGGAUGUUUUUACAACUCAUCAAAAAUUUGCUACCCCAGAUGAUGUUGUCAAAUGGGCUCGAGAUGUUGGAGAUGCCAAUAAAGUCGGUAUUAUCAUUACUCGGUCGGAUAAAAAGAACGGAAUAAGAGGAAGAAAUGACAAGUUGAUUUUGGGUUGUGACAAAGGUGGAAAGUAUGACUCUUCAGAAAGUUCCACGACAACUGCAUCGAAAAAGUGUAACUGUCCAUUUAAAAUUAGAGCUGCACCUUCAACAGAUGGUUCAGGAUGGAAAGUUCAGGUUAUUCAUGGAGUUCACAACCACGGGCUACCUGACAAAUAUCAUGGUCAUCCUCGCAAGACACGUUUAACCGCUGAUGAAAACAAACGUGUUCAAGAUUUGACAAAGCGUAAAGUAGCACCAAGACACAUUGUUUUAGAUUUGAAAGAUCAAAAUCCACAGUCUGUUGUUGAUGCCACACUUGUAUAUAGGAAAAGACACAUGAUGCAAAUACAAGAAAGAGGCUCCAGAACAGAUCUGCAACACUUGCUGCAGUUGUUAGAUGAUGCAAAAUAUGUCAGCUGGAAUAGAAGAAAAGAUGAUGGCUCCGAUGUUUUGAGUGAUAUUUUUUGGGCGCAUCCAGAUUCAAUCAAGUUGUUGAACUUGUUUCCCAUUGUUUUGGUUAUGGACUGCACAUACAAAACUAAUAAAUAUAGACAGCCACUGCUUGAAAUUAUUGGCAUAACGUCAACUAACAUGACAUUUGCUAUUGGAUUUGCUUACAUGGAAUCUGAGAAGACGGACAAUUAUCAUUGGGCGUUAGGUAAGUUGAAGGAAUUGAUUACUAAGCAAGAUAUAUUUCCUAGAGUAAUUUUGACUGAUAGGGAGUUUGCUUUGAUGAAUGCAAUUAAAGAUAUAUUUCCACAUACUACUAAUAUGCUUUGUACGUGGCACAUAAUCAAAAAUGUGAAUGCGAGAUGCACCGUGCAUAUACCUAAGGAUAUGCGACAGAAGGUGAAAAAUUUGUGGAGAGAUGUUGUUGAAAGUCCGGAUGAGGUGGAGUAUCAGCAGCGGUUGAAUGCGUUUCAGCAAGCAUGUGUUAAUUCAAGCAAGUUUGUCGAAUAUGUCAAUAACACCUGGUUGGCCCCUCACAAAGAACAAUUUGUUGAAGCAUGGACCAAUCGAGUGAUGCAUUUAGGAAACACAACGACUAAUAGAGUUGAGUCUGCACAUUGGAAACUGAAGCAAAUGUUGGAACACAACAAAGGAGACUUAUGCAAGUGUUUGGAAGGCAUGAAUAACAACAUAAUACUAGAAGGCCGCUAUGAUAUGACACUAAUUUCUGAUGAGAUGAAGAGAAUUGACAUUGUUGGAACAGAUAAAAACUUGUGUGGUUGCAAACUUAGGUCAACAUGUGAGUUGCCUUGUGCUUGUGAAUUGAGUGGAUAUACAACCAGCGGUGUACCGAUACCGUUAGAUUCAGUUCACGGUCACUGGAAGAAAUUAACUAUGGAAGAACCAUUGGAGGAUGACACAGAGGAUGGAUAUGAGUUGGACAUGAGUAAUGCAAUGGAGGCAAUAUGGACUCAAUUUCGGUCACUUGAUAUUAUUGGUAAAAGAGCAUUGAAGAGUAAAGUGUUUGAACUUGCUUAUCCAGCCUCAAGUUCAUUGUGUCCACCACCUGAAAAAAUAAAAACCAGAGGAGGAGUGAAGAACAAAGAUAAAGGCAAAACACCAAAAGAAAUUAAUGGCUCAAUUCAUAUUAGGAACCUAAAAUGGCUCAAAGUUUUAAUUAGAAAAAAAGCUAGGAAUUAA